Messenger RNA from Haemonchus placei, 375 nucleotides. The record is from the annotation of a GenBank genome assembly. NCBI's taxonomy places the organism in Eukaryota, Metazoa, Nematoda, Chromadorea, Rhabditida, Trichostrongylidae.
AUGGCGAAUCCCAAUAUUGAGGAAAUCUUUGUCGUCUUCAGACAACGGAUAAUCAGAAAACCUGAGAUUACUGGUAUCAUCAAUUUGAAGUCAGGAACCCCGAAAAAAGCUGCUGCACCAUGUCUUCAGUUUUCCCUUGUUCUCUUUAAUGCGCGUAGUCUUGCAAUUCAACUCACUGAGCUCCACCAUCUUUUGUCACUCAGUGAGUCCCAUGCGGUGUUUAUCACUGAGACCUGGUUUGAUGAGAAGAUCAUCGAUUCGGAGAUCAAUUCUGUGUCGCCUUAUGAAGCUAUCAGAAGAGAUAGAGGAAGUAAGGGAGGUGGCGAGCUUUGUGUGCACUUACAAGACGAUAUCGAUGUCGAAGAGGUACUUUAA